Colletotrichum godetiae is the source of this 501-nucleotide messenger RNA. RefSeq lists its product as uncharacterized. NCBI's taxonomy places the organism in Eukaryota, Fungi, Ascomycota, Sordariomycetes, Glomerellales, Glomerellaceae. The coding region runs from base 1 to 501 and encodes 166 amino acids. The transcript has a single exon. The record is from RefSeq and is a predicted model, not a curated record.
AUGCCACCGGAUGCUUAUGAGGAUUUGGUCUCCACGAUUAAGCAACAUUUCAGCGGACCCGUAGGAAUCGAAUCUGGAUGCGACUUCAUCGCUUCAUCUGCCUCGGAAGUAACGGAAUUCACCAUGUAUGUCAGUGAUGGCAACUUGGGAAAAGCUGCGGAGAUCUACACUUCUAUCAAUCCCCACUUUGCCUUCGACUUCAUCCAACGACGCCUGAGUCUUAGCAGCGUGCAUUGUCUGGCAGUCUCCGGUGAGAUCAAACCAGUUGAUGGAACAGCCCCCGUGCAGGAGAAUAUACGGCGCGAGAGUGAGCUGCUACAGAUCCAGGAGGCCAAGGUUUCAACGAUUCUUCUUCAGACGCAAGGCAUAGUGGUGGACGAUAUUGCGAAAAAGAUAGACAAGCUGAUGAAGGGGGACGUCGACAAAGACCGAGGACAUUUCCUCAAAGAUAUUUUUGAGGAUAUUGACAACUUGCAACUGCUACAUGGAAGUUUGAAGUAG